Messenger RNA from Thermochaetoides thermophila DSM 1495, 780 nucleotides. RefSeq lists its product as uncharacterized. NCBI's taxonomy places the organism in Eukaryota, Fungi, Ascomycota, Sordariomycetes, Sordariales, Chaetomiaceae. Bases 1 to 780 code for a protein of 259 amino acids. The record is from RefSeq and is a predicted model, not a curated record. The transcript has a single exon.
AUGUCCUCGUGGUACGCAUCCGUGACCAAACUUCAGCGCACCUUCUUCGGCAGUGAACAAGACGGAGACACCGAAGACGACACGCUCGUCUGCCGCGUCCUGCGCGCCUACUACUCCGAAAAGGGCCAGCCCCUCCCCGGCUGGCUGCCCCCCGACCCUAAGGCCCCUCCCCCGCAACAACCCGUCUACGCGAGCUCCCAACCGGGCCGUUACGGAGCCGGUGGUCCUGGCAGAGGCGCGACCGGGUUGAGCAGUCUCUGGGAUAAUAACAACACCAACAACACGAGCAGUAAUGCUGCUGGGGCGGCUGUGGCAAGAAACCAAUUCGUCAACAGCCGCAACCCCUUCGCAUCUGGCGGUUCUGGCGACACGAACGCCGGCCGUCCCUCUCUUCCGUCCCAACGCGCAGGAAGCUUUACCUCCUCCGCAGGCGGCUACAACGACGCCAUUUCUCCCGGUCCCUCCAGCGCACAGGAGAAGCUCAAGCAACGGUUGUGGGGCGGUUCUCGUACUGCUAGUCCCAGUUCGGGCACGGGAGGGAGCAGCUCGGGCCCGUUUGCUCCCCCCCCACAACAGAGUGCGGCUGCCGCGGGAGGGGGAAACAGAUGGGGCAAUUGGGGGAACAGUGGGAGUGGGGGAGGGACAGAAAAGCCGGUGGUGAGUGCGAAUGCGCCUUGGACUGAUGGGAGCGGGAGUUACGGGGGAGGGGGGAGCGGGAGGGGUUAUGGGCUGCCGAGUGGGCCGCGGGCUGGGUUGCCUAGUAACCCUAGGCCGAGGUGA